Molecule: messenger RNA, 2055 nt
Organism: Periophthalmus magnuspinnatus
Lineage: Eukaryota; Metazoa; Chordata; Actinopteri; Gobiiformes; Gobiidae
Gene: pdk2a
Product: pyruvate dehydrogenase kinase 2a
Exons: 11
Coding region: 71-1300 (409 amino acids)
Biological process (GO): protein phosphorylation; regulation of glucose metabolic process
Cellular component (GO): mitochondrion
Molecular function (GO): pyruvate dehydrogenase (acetyl-transferring) kinase activity
Source: RefSeq, a predicted model, not a curated record
AAACCAGUGGACAAAGUAACAAGCCCUCAACCUUUCAGUACUGUGUUAUGAAGCCACUAAUACGACGAAAAUGAAGUUCGUACGGUUUAUUAUGAAAAAUGCCGCUUUGACGAGCGUGCCAAAGCAUAUUGAGCAUUUUUCCAAAUUCUCUCCCUCGCCGUUGUCCAUGAAGCAGUUUUUGGAUUUCGGGUCCAUCAAUGCUUGUGAAAAGACAUCAUUUGUUUUUCUGAGGCAAGAGCUCCCUGUCAGACUGUCCAACAUCAUGAAGGAGAUCAACCUUUUACCUGACAAACUUCUCACAACCCCCUCUGUCAAAAUGGUCCAGGGCUGGUAUGUCCAGAGUUUGAUGGAAAUCCUUGAAUUCCUUGACAAGAAUCCAGAUGAUCACAAAACUUUGGGAGAGUUUGUGGACGCUUUAGUGACCAUCAGAAAUCGGCACAAUGACGUAGUUCCGACCAUGGCUCAAGGAAUUAUCGAAUACAAAGAGUCUUUUUCCCAGGACCCAGUGACCAACCAGAACAUCCAGUAUUUUCUAGACCGCUUCUACAUGAGCCGCAUCUCUAUACGAAUGCUCAUCAACCAGCACACUCUCAUAUUUGACGGCAACACUAACCCAGUCCAUCCCAACACUAUUGGAAGCAUAGACCCCCUCUGCAGAGUUUCAGACGUGGUUCAAGAUGCCUUUCACAGCGCCAAAAUGCUGUGUGACCAGUAUUAUCUCCGCUCUCCUGAGAUGGUUCUACAAGAGAGAAACAGCAAGGACAAAAGCCAGCCAAUCAACAUUGUGUAUGUGCCUUCUCAUCUGUACCAUAUGCUGUUUGAGCUUUUCAAGAAUGCAAUGCGUGCAACAAUAGAAACACAUGAAAACGGCUACGAGCUCCCGCCAAUCAAAGUCCUUGUGUCACUCGGUGGAGAGGAUAUGUCCAUUAAGGUGAGCGACAGGGGAGGUGGCGUCCCAUUUCGCAGGAUUGAAAACCUUUUCAGCUACAUGUACUCCACUGCUCCUGCGCCACAGAUGGGAGAGCAUUCACGGCCACCACUGGCCGGCUUUGGCUAUGGACUCCCCAUCUCUCGACUCUAUGCCAAGUACUUCCAGGGGGACCUGCAGCUCUACUCCAUGGAGGGCCAUGGCACCGAUGCUGUCGUCUACUUGAAGGCCCUGUCUACAGACUCCGUGGAGAGGCUACCUGUCUACAACAAGACAGCUCUGAAGAACUAUAAAGUCAGUCAAGAGGCGGACGACUGGUGCGUGCCCAGCAAAGAACCGCUGGACCUGAGCAACUUUAAAGUGGCCAAAUAACAUGUCCGACUACGGGGGCUAUGAAGCUUUCAAUCCUGAGUCUUGUUUCCUUUUCACCUGCCAAUCAACUCAUUUGGCAAGGCAAAAAGAAAGACCCAUUUGCACACCAUUAUCAGAAGAAUGUAAACCCUUAUUGAUGUGUGACUUCAGCAGAUGUGUUUUAUAAACGUGCCAUCAUAUUAUUUAAGUAUUUUUGUAAGAACAUACAGAAAAGAAACAUAAUCUGCAAGUAUUUCUAAGACCUUUUACAUGGGUCUUAAUGGGGGCAGCUUGAGUUUGUCCGGGAUACAGAGGCUGGGAGAGGCCAAUCGGGACAAGUUGGUGUUAUUAUGGGAGAGGUAAUACCGCAGUUACGAAAAUGUAGUAUUUCCAUCUUUACUAUUUUUAUUCAUUUUACUGUAUAAUUGAGGAUAGGGUAUUAUUUUUAUCAUAUGGGCUUGUAUACACUGAAAGGGUAUAGAGUGCUUUGGUAUUAUUAUGAAAACCGCUAGCCUUAUCAAAACACCCCAAAAUAUUUGAAAUACUUGAAAAAUAUCUGAUGCACACUUUCUACUGUGUACUGAAUGUAUUGUCUGUGAUAUUAACUUAACUGAAGUGUUCCUUGCAUGUAAAUAAAUAUGUCCAUUGUAAAAAUGUAGCCACACUGAUUAUAUUCAGUGCUUGUAAAGAAAGCUAAACUAAUCCUCUACAACGAAUAUGUAAUAAUUUACAUAGAAUAAUGAUUUAAAUAAAACUAAGGGAUUUGAUGGAACUGA